CGCGGUCGGUGUCGCGCCAAGGGAUCCCAGCAGUGGGAGGAUUUAGGAAAGCGCGUCCUCCUCCCCUCACGUUCACCCCUCCCCUCCAGCCGUCUCCGCGCUUUCACGGUCAUUCAUCGCGCUUCCGUCGGACUCGUCUCGCACGCUGCCUUUCUCCCGUCGCGUUUGGACGAUGUUUGCGUGCAGAGCAGCCUGGCAGAGGUGUGGGCCCCUGGCCCGACAGUCCCUGUCCCGCGCUCGGCUCGGUAGAGAUGUAGUUCCCCAGCGGCUCAUGUCGUCAGUUCCUAGCGGAUCUGGUGAGAAUUUAUUUUAUGUUGUCCUCUGCGGUGGAGCCUUCGUAGGUGCCGUGGCAUAUGCUUACAGAACGGUUACAACAGACCAGGAACGUUUCGCUGAUCGUGUUUCUGAAAUGAAUGCUCGCCCCAAGUCUGACUGGAAACCCAAACCGUGGCCACCCAAGAGUGGGGAGGAGGACGAUGAGGAAGCUAGUGCAGAGGUGGCAGAGACUGUAGAGAGCGCAGCCGAGGAAGAUGUUCCUGCUGAGGCACCUGAGGUCUUGCUGGAAACAGCCGAGGCCACCAGAGAGAAGGCGGGGACUCUAGAAACCGUUGUGGAAAAGGUUGCCGAGACGGUGGCAGAGACUGCAGAGGUGGUUGCGGAGGUGGCAGGGGUCGUUCAUGAAACGGCGGAGGAGGUGGCAGCGGUGGCAGAAGAAGUUCAGAAGGUAGCAGAGGAAGUAGAAGCAGCCGCAGAGGCUGUGGUAACUCCGGUCAUCCAAGCUGAAGAGCCGGCGUCAGAGAGCAACGGGACAGUUAGCACAGCAGCAGAAACAGUAGAGCUGGCUGCUGCCUCCGUGAUCGAGGUUUUUCCCGUGGAGUCUGUGUCUGUGGAAGAUGUGCCAGUUGAAGCUGUACCAGAGGAGCCCACUGAGGUUCCUACAACAGAUCGUUUGGAAAGUGUACCAGUAACAGAGGUGGCACCGGCUGUUCCAGUGAUGGAAGAGCAACCAACUUCUCUAGUAGCAGAGGCACCAGAUGCUGCUGUAAUAGAAGAACCUUCUGUAGCAGAGCAAUUGUCUGUUCAAGUGACAGAAGAAACACCAGUUUCCCUUGAUGUAGAGGAGCCUGUUGCAGCAGUGAUAGAAGAGCCUCCAGUAGAAGAGGAAAAACCAGUUGAUUCACCAGCAGCAGAAGUAUUUGAUGCUCCAGUGACAGAAGAAACACCAGUUUCCCCCAUUGUUGAUGAGCCUGUUGCCACAGAAGUAGAAAAGGAGACCCUAGUAGAUUCACCAGCAGCAGAAGUAUUUGUUGAUCCAGUGACAGAAGAAACACCAGUUUCCCUUGAUGUAGAGGAGCCUGCUGCAGCAGUAAUAGAAGAGCCUCCAGUAGAAGAAGAAACACCGGUUGAUUCACCAGCAGCAGAAGUAUUUGAUGCUCCAGUGAUUGAAGCAGCACCAGUUUCCCCUGUCUUAGAAGAACCAGCUAUUGCAGCAGUGCUAGAGGAGACACCAGUUAAUUUACCAGUAUCCUCUCAAGAAGCACCUGAUGCCCCUGUGUUAGAAGAGGAGAUAUCAGUUGCCCCGGUGAUUAAAGAGAUGCCUGUUGCGCUUGUGCCAGAAGAGGCAGCUGUUUCCUUUGUAACUGAAGAAGCUCCUGUUGUUGUGGCUGAAGACGCUCUUAUUGUAGCUACUGAAGAACCUGAGGAAACACCUGCCGCCAAAGUAGCAGAAGAGGUUAUUCCAGUGGUUGAGGAAAUCAAGGUGGAAGAAGUGAUUGCAGAAAGUGCCAUUGUGGAGGCUCCAGUAAGUUUAAUAGAGGAACAAGCAGCAAGUUCAGUUGUGGAAGUUACAGAAAGUGUUGUUGAGCCAGAUGUCGCAAGCACGGUGGUCGCUGUGGAAGUUGCUCCAGCUGAAACAUCAAGUGCACCCUCAGAAGAGCCCAAACGAGACUACAUUGUUGUUGUCUUGGAGGGAGCUCCUAAAACAGAAAAAAAGCCAAUGGUGCUCGGUGUGUCCCCCGUGACUGGCAAGAUCAUCCCAGCCCCUGAUGAUGGUGAAGAGCCAGCGGGACAGGUAACAGGGCAAGCGCCGUAUGCUUAAAGUGCAGAUGUAUUAACACCAACUAAAAAAGUUGGGAGCAGUUAGAUGUCCUGGGAUAGUAAUCCAGUUCCCUAAAAACGAUUAGUGAUGUGCCUUCCUGUUUUCCUUGACUCCCUGGAUUUCAGUAAUCCUCACACUGGGCCCAGAAUGCGCUUUCUUUUCGACAAAAUAAUUAUCUUUUUCCAGUGACAUGCUCUCCACUGGAGAGUGGUUGCUUCACUCCACUCUGUUGUAAGACAAAUGUUUCUUGACAAUUACAGUUCGCAUGAAAAGCUGUGACUUAUUAUAGCCAUUUUUUGACUCAACUGCACAUUGGAGCCUAUACUAUAGUAAACCCUACCUCAAACAUCACAUUAUCAUGCUUUGGAAUUGGCAUGUCAAUAGUUACAACCAAUAGUUACAAAUUUGCCCCAAACACCGUCAUACCCGCAUGCUGGCUAUACGUUUUCUGUUUUUCAUCCGUUUUCAAUCUAUUUUCCAUUUGCAUUAUUUAUGAAUUAACACUUUUUAUUUGUACCUCUCUACCUCAGCUUGAAAAGACAGUGUUUUCAUUUUUUCCAGUAACCAGUAUUAUAGUAACUGGCUGGCAUUACAAAUGUGACAGGACUAGGUCAAAAAACAACUGUCAAACGGAUAACCUUUACCAAUUUAAUCAGUACAACAAUAAGCUAUGUUACAAAUCACAUUCCAGUAUUCAUUUCUAAUGCGAGUCUCUACAAUGUUAUGCAAAAGGCAAACUUCACCGAUGCACUCCUUUUGUCUCUGUUUUCUCUCUUGUCCGUACGUACAUUUAUUCCUUUGCUGGAUGAGGCAAAAACAAGGUCCCCAAACUUGUUACGCCAAAGCUACACUCUCAUUGAUACUACAGUUUUGAUGUUCAUAUGAUUUGAGAUUUUAGUCUGUUAAAAAGCCAUACUAUGUGGAGCCAGAAGGAAAAUUAGGGUCAGAUGUAUAAAAAUAAUAAAAUGUAAAAAAAAAAAAAAAAAAAAAAAAAAAAAAAAAAAAAUCCUUAUUUUCUUCGUAUUUCAAAAGGGACUUUAUACGUGUUAUAAGUAUAAUUACAACUACAUAAUGUGAAUGUAAGGGAAUAAUGGGAAGUAUGGAUCAGUAUGAAUCGUGUGCUCACAGGUUAUUUUUCUUUCUUUUUGUUUUUGAUGGUUUAGGGAUACACGUUUGUGUGAUUUUACAAGGCUUCUCUUUCACUUGUAGGCCCUAACUAGGGUUUUUAACUGUGAAUGUAUGUCAAAGAAAAAUAAAGGGUUAAAAGAU
This is a messenger RNA of Puntigrus tetrazona (Sumatra barb), 3367 nucleotides long. It is a transcript of the gene mgarpa, whose product is annotated as mitochondria localized glutamic acid rich protein a. The coding region runs from base 173 to 2098 and encodes 641 amino acids. Lineage: Eukaryota; Metazoa; Chordata; Actinopteri; Cypriniformes; Cyprinidae. Gene Ontology annotation, cellular component: mitochondrion. The record is from RefSeq and is a predicted model, not a curated record. The transcript has 8 exons. Gene Ontology annotation, biological process: anterograde axonal transport.